Solenopsis invicta (red fire ant) is the source of this 4085-nucleotide messenger RNA. RefSeq names its product sterol regulatory element-binding protein 2 (gene SREBP). Gene Ontology annotation, biological process: regulation of transcription by RNA polymerase II. Gene Ontology annotation, cellular component: nucleus. Bases 354 to 3197 code for a protein of 947 amino acids. Gene Ontology annotation, molecular function: DNA-binding transcription factor activity, RNA polymerase II-specific; protein dimerization activity; RNA polymerase II cis-regulatory region sequence-specific DNA binding. The record is from RefSeq and is a predicted model, not a curated record. NCBI's taxonomy places the organism in Eukaryota, Metazoa, Arthropoda, Insecta, Hymenoptera, Formicidae. The transcript has 8 exons.
UGUGAUAUUCGCGCGUAUUUCGAGAAGAUAACGUGACGUUUUAUCGCCAGGUAUUACCUUGCUCCAUUUAUUAACAGAAGUCUUUUAUCUAUUUACUUAUCGUCAGUGCAUAGGAGCAACGUGAAAAUCGCGCGAUGUGAACAUUGAUUAACAAUGAUUUCCCAUUAUUCUAAAUAAUGUCACUUUAUUAAUAUAAAAUUAUUUAUUUAAAAUUUCCAAUUUAUACGAUUUUUUUAUAAUUAUACAAAAGUAGUUAAAAAGAUUUUAAAGAUCUUCUUACGAAUUGCGAGAGUGAAUUGCUGAAGAAUGAGCUCUUCAGUGAUGAGGCUUUGCUCUCUGAGCUGGACGAACCAAUGCCGGUGGAUGGAGACACGUUUGACUUCUUGAAUCUCAAUAAUGAUGAGUUUAAGGAUUUCAAGGACUUCAAGAAUCAGACGAUCCUCGAACCACCGAACAAUGCAAAUGUUAUGGUGACGCAGCAAACGACAACGGAUGCCAGUCAGCCUGUCUAUGUGCAGCAGGACAUCACAUCGGUGCAACAACAACAAAACAACAGACCGCAGAGAAUAAUCGCUUCGGCGAAGCCUACGGUGUUCAGUUCGCAGUACGCGAUACCGCAGAAUGUGAAUUUCAACGUGCAGUCGCCGAACGUCGUAACUCUGGCGCCGGUCACUCAACAGCGGCAACUGCUUCUACCAGCCAAAUUGAUCAAGUCAGAGUCUCUUGUGUAUUCAAAGGGUGGACAGACCAUCACAACGACUCCUGUCCCACAUCAGAUACACACUCUCGUGAAUACCACGAGUGGGACAGUAUUGACCACUGGGAUUCCUGUGGUGCUGGACACUGACAAGGUGCAAAUUAAUCGUCUAAACACUACCACGCACGUGGGUGUACCGAGAGUGAGGGAGGUGAAACGCAGUGCUCACAACGCUAUCGAGCGUCGUUACAGAACGUCAAUCAACGAUAAGAUAAUUGAACUGAAGAACAUUAUAGUCGGGAUUGAUGCCAAGUUGAACAAGUCGGCAAUUUUACGAAAAACAAUCGACUACAUCAAGUAUUUGCAGAACUCUAAUGCGAAAUUGAAGGCUGAGAAUUUGGCACUGAAAAUAGCGCAACGGCAAAAUGUUCGCGAUACGUUUAUCGGAGAGCUGACGCCUCCGCGUUCCGAUUCGAGUGAACCAUCUUUGUCGCCCGGACCUGCGCCGUUGUCACCACCAUCUCCGUCGUCGGUUAAGGACGACUCAGAUGUGAUGCACAGUCUGCACCCCAUGUCCACUUCGUCCAACGGAGGCAUGAGAGAUCAUACUCGGCUGACGUUGUGCGGAUUCAUGCUAUUGUUUUUAGCAUUCAAUCCUCUUGGUAUCCUCGUGAACAACAUCGGAAGAUUCAAUUACGAUUACGUGAAUACGAAACUAGACGGACGUACGAUACUUAAUUAUCAAGAUCAGCUAGAAUCGGACAAGCAACUAUGGAGCAACGUCAUUCUCUGGUUUACCAAUCUGAUACUCUUGGCGGUCGGUCUCUGUAAACUAUUACUAUAUGGCGACCCAGUUUUGCCUACCGACAGCAAGGCUUUUCUCGAAGUACGUCGCUGGAUACGACAGGCCGAAUUCAAUAUAUCCAAGCACGAGUGCAAUCAGGCGUAUCGAGACUUACACCAGUGCCUGCAAUACUUCGGCCGGUCUUUCCCGUUAUCACGCACGGAGACAUUUCUCGCUACCACAUGGCAAAUAGUACGGCAGACUCUUCACAAGUUAUGGCUGGGCAGAUGGGUCAUGCAGAUCAGCAAGUGGCUGUCGGAGAAAUCGGAACGGCAGCAGGCGGAGACGUGCGCUGUGGAGAUCGCUAUCGUUUAUCAGCACAUGCUCUGCCUCCGUAUGUCCGAGGGAACGAAGGACUCGAUCCUGUAUCUCGCCCUUUGCGCUGUCAAUUACGCGGAGGCUGCCGGCGAGAGUGUGCCGAAGCCACUUCUGGCGGAGAUCUAUGUGAACGUCGCUCUCUGCCUGAAACAAUCCUUCUUCCCGUACAUACACAAAUAUUAUCUAGGCAAGGCGCGCGUCUUGUUGUCCUCCUGUGCCGUACCCCCGAAAUUAAAGUGGAUCAUGACCGACGAGGGCGCGAGAUUCUUGGCGUCGCAGAAGUGGCAGUACAAGAAGCAAUCCGACAGCGAAUUCACGUCGCAGAGCAGCCGGGCAGAUCCGUUGUCAUACGCGGCUCGUGCUUACAGGGAUCAUCUGAUCGAGCAGUGUUUGCGUUUAUUAACCGGCACCAUCGGAGAAUGUCAUGCAUCAUCCGUACUCGAAUUGGGACGGAUAAUCAUGGCCUCCGCAGAAGUGGAAACCUGUUUCCCAUGUGCUGACAAAAUCAACGCAGCAACAUGCGAAGAUGAGAUUGGAUUAUGGUGGGGCGCGGUAAUUUGCGCUGCCGCGAGUUGGAGAUUGGGGGAAGAGGAUUCGAAGGCAUGGAGCAUUGUGGAGAGUAAAUUUCCGUACGAGAGAAACUUCCAAAUUAGCAACAACAGUAGCAGCAGCCCGUUACCCCACGCCGUGCUCAAUGUUCUACAAGUGGCAAAACAUCCUACAAAGAUAGUUUCCAUGCGUUUUAUCGAUCAGGCGGGACUGCUGCUUGAACAGUCCAUGGUUUACUACCAUUGCAAAGAGAAAUCGUCGCAACAAAUUUUGCUUACCCAAUUAUUGGUUUGCGACUGGCUUCUCGAAUUACGCACGAUUCUUUGGCAAGAGAUGGACGCGGAACCAGAAAGAUCGAUCGUGAGCGCAUCCCUUGCUGGGUUCCAACGUGAUUUGGCGUGCUUGAGACAGUUGUGUCAGCACAUCCCGGUAAGCUCUGUAUUGGCGCGAGUGUUCCUAUACGAAGCUACGGCGCGCAUUAUGGCCGGGGCAACGCCGGUGAAGACUCAGAUUUUACUGGAUCGAAGUCUGCAUCACAGAAAUUCGCGCUCUUCGAUCAUAUGCGGAAAGGAUCGAUCACAGGAGCAGAACAACAGCGAGAGAGAACACGCGGUCGCAUUAUGUCUGGCGUGCAGACAUCUACCAACGUUGUUGUUAGCCUCGCCAGGUGAACGCGCCGGCAUGCUCGCGGAGGCUGCCAAAACGCUCGAAAGAAUAGGGGAUAGGAAACGUCUUCAGGAAUGCUACAAACUGAUGCGGCAACUAGGUUCCGCAAUCACUGUUAAUUAACGCGAUGAUUUGACAUAUUUUUACAUCUAUUGUAUAUAAGAUGUCAUUAAUCCUUUCGUACGUAACAACGAAGAAACACUCUGUAUGACUGGAACAAAAAUAGUUUUUCUUUCAGUGCAUAUAUGUAUCAACAGAGGCUAUACGAUAAACUUUUUUCUCUGAGUUUAUACAUGUGUCAAUAGUACUCAAAGGAUUCAACUAUACAUACUUAAAGUUACACGAAUUCACAUAAAAGUCGGAUUUAGACGCAACUUUUAGCCCGACUGUACAUUGGGAUCAUAUUUUCCGCUAAACCUGACUUCUGUUAAUUAAAUUUUUUCUUUCCCAUCAUAUAUUUGUAGUAUUGUUCCUGAGACAGAGUGUUACUUUAGUUAUUUGCUUCUAGCGGUUCGACAAGAAUAGCAAGGAAGGGAUUAUGGAAACGAAAGGAAUAAUCGACACAAUUAGAUUAAAAGUUGCAUCUAAAUCCGACAAUUGUACUCAUUGUAUAUAGGGCAUUUAACUUACAGAAGACAAAACAUAUAUAUUAUAUCUUAUAUAUUGUGUACUUUUAUUUUGUAAUUAUUUUCUCGUAUUAUUACGAGAUUGUUUUCUUUUUCUUUUUUUUUAAUAUUAAUUUUAUGCAGGAGAGUAUCUUGUUUAUAAACUAGAGUUAGCAGCAUAGCAUUCGUGGUAAGACGUUGACUAUAUUUACAGACUAAUUUAAUUAUCUAUAUAUAUUGCUAUAGACAUUUACUUUAUAUAAAUAAGUAUAAUUUAUAUAUAUUUUUAUAGUAAUAAAUGACAUAUAGAAAUAUAGAAAUUAAUGGACUUCAUGAAUAUAGUGAUGUUAUAAGAAUUUCAGGGUAAUAAUUAGUACUUUUUCAUCUAAAACUCAAACUUCACAUA